AUGUUGUUGCUUAGCAAAAAUGCCAACUGCCACGUCGGAGGUUUUGCUUUGACAUCCAUAGCAUGGGUCCUCUGCAGCAUCGCCACAGGCCUCCCACAGUGGCGAGUCUGGUACUUAAAUGAAACCGUGUUCACCAAGCCUACCACGGCCUUUAUAGGAAUGUGGAGAGUCUGCAUUUAUCACCAAAACAGCAAACCUGGCAGUGCCAGAGUGUGCCAUGAGUACACCUACCAUGACAGCUUUAUCCCUUUGGAUGUUCGUAUCGUUCAACACUUGUUACUGUUCUCCAACAUGCUUGGAUUGAUUGGAACAGUUACUACUAUUUUUGCUCUUCGAAAUGUGUAUGCAGAGAAAGUACAGAAGAAUGCUACCUACAAUCCGUUCAUCAUUUCAGCCAUUCUCAACAUCAUUGUCAGUAUCUUUGUCUUCCUUGCCGUCUUAUUCAAUUACUUCUCUGUCAUUAACAAAGCAGGAAUUGCCUUCCCGCCAUCUUUCCAUAUGCCAUUAUACCCACCUAAGCAGAGAAUUGGAAUUGCUAAUGUAGUGGCAUGUCUAUGUGCUCUCAUGUUUUUAAGCAGUGGCCUUAUUUUCAUUUCUUACACAUCUUCCGUGGAAAAGCAAGUGUUUCCUGAGAUUUGA
Messenger RNA from Grammomys surdaster, 639 nucleotides. RefSeq names its product claudin-34-like. Gene Ontology annotation, molecular function: structural molecule activity. Gene Ontology annotation, cellular component: bicellular tight junction; plasma membrane. Lineage: Eukaryota; Metazoa; Chordata; Mammalia; Rodentia; Muridae. The transcript has a single exon. Bases 1 to 639 code for a protein of 212 amino acids. Gene Ontology annotation, biological process: cell adhesion; bicellular tight junction assembly. The record is from RefSeq and is a predicted model, not a curated record.